Tripterygium wilfordii is the source of this 1224-nucleotide messenger RNA. RefSeq names its product protein FAR1-RELATED SEQUENCE 2-like. The transcript has 8 exons. Lineage: Eukaryota; Viridiplantae; Streptophyta; Magnoliopsida; Celastrales; Celastraceae. The coding region runs from base 1 to 1224 and encodes 407 amino acids. The record is from RefSeq and is a predicted model, not a curated record. Gene Ontology annotation, biological process: regulation of DNA-templated transcription.
AUGACAGCUACCCAAUAUUCAGGAGAUCCUUUCCCAGAACCCAUACGUGUUUCUGUAGGUUUUACCGUAACAGAUUUAGAUCGAUCACAAUUUGAAAAGAAAGAUAGAAUAAAACUGAAAAACUUUCGCAGGCGAAUAUUUACUCAUUCUAUAGUUAUUUUAGUUGUAGGACUAGUCAUGAACUUUCCUUUUAGGAUACACGGGAUUGUUCUCCGUCUGACUCUCCGCUGGACCCAACUAGAUGAAGCAACAAUCUUGGUUAUGGGGAUUUUGGUACGUGUAAAGGAUUUCGAGAUUGAAUGCGAAUUUUUUUUAGUUAUGGAUGGUAUUACAACGGGUUCUAAUGCAGAAUCACAAAUGGACAUGGGUUCAUCAUCGUAUAAUGAUUUUACUUAUGUUCCUCAAGUAAAGUUUGAACAAAUUCUAAAAAUUGGGCAAGAAUUGGAUUCAUUAGAUGAAACCCGUAAUUUUUACAACGAAUAUGCAAGGGAAGCUAGUUUUGCUUUCAUGACAUUUUACGUAGUACAUAACCAUGUCCUUACAAUACCAAGAAAAGUGCAUUUGUUACGAUCUCACUGUUCCAUGUUUACUACGAAGAAGGCAUUAACACAACAAGUUAGUGCAUCUAAUGUGUCAAUUCACAAUCAAAUUAGUAUUUUGGAGGUAGGAGCAGGAGGUUUAGAAAAUAUUGGUUGUAUAGAAAAUGAUUUUUACAAUGCACACCGGGAUAAGAUUAAAAUGUAUGUCGGACAUGAUGCACAAAUGUUGUACGAGUACUUUCAAGCUGAAAAGGAUAAAAAUUUGAAAUUCUCUUUUACGAUCAAAAUGGACAUAGAGAACAUAAUCACUCAUUGCUUUCGGACAGAUGUAGAAUGCAAAAAAUCAUAUGAAGCUUUUAGGGAUGUUGUAGUGUUUGAUACUACCUAUAACACUAAUCGUUAUGGAAUGAUUUUUGGACUUUUUCUCGGAGUCAACCAUCAUUAUCAAACAACCCUCUUUGCUUGUGCAUUCUUAAGAGACGAGACAACUGAGUCGUUCCUAAAUGCAUAUGAAAUUCAGAGGGGUCCAGAAGAGUUUGAGGCUGAAUGGGCUGAGGUUAUCGAGCAUAGUGGGUUGUCUACGAAUAAGUGGUUAAAAUCAAUGUACGAGAUCCAUUUCAAGUGGAUUCUUACGUAUGUUAAUGAUACAUUUUCUGCAGGUAUGUCCAGUAGCCAAAAAGCUUAA